AUAAAGAAGAGUGUACAUUCAGUGAUGAAUGAACGUAUGUUAUUAAGUUAACUUAAACAUACAUUUUUGAUCAAUAUGUAUUAUCCAUUUGAGGAUCGAGAAAACUUAUACUUAGUAAUGGAUUACAUGUGUGGAGGAGAUUUGCGAUUUCAUAUUGGAAGAAUGAGAAGAUUUUAAUGAG
Molecule: messenger RNA, 181 nt
Organism: Paramecium sonneborni
Lineage: Eukaryota; Ciliophora; Oligohymenophorea; Peniculida; Parameciidae
Source: the annotation of a GenBank genome assembly